Ipomoea triloba (trilobed morning glory) is the source of this 5296-nucleotide messenger RNA. Its product is annotated as formin-like protein 6. The coding region runs from base 741 to 4676 and encodes 1311 amino acids. The record is from RefSeq and is a predicted model, not a curated record. The transcript is spliced from 19 exons. NCBI's taxonomy places the organism in Eukaryota, Viridiplantae, Streptophyta, Magnoliopsida, Solanales, Convolvulaceae.
AGCCAAUUCAAGAACCCACGUUCGCAGAAGAUCCAUCCUCCAUCAUCUCAUUCUCUCUCUCGGCGUGACAUACCCCUCUCUAUCACGGUAUCACCAUCAUCUCCAUAGCCAUAGUAUACGGCGAAUGGCAGAUAAUAUUGUUCCCGAUAAAUGAUGAAUCAGUUUUGAGCAUAAAUCUCUAUGGAAAAAAAAUGGUUAAUCUUCUUUCUAUUCUAGCUCAAGAUCUGGAAAGGAAUCCCUAUUGUUCUCCCUGUGGAUGAUGGCUUAUUUAUACUGCCGAAAUGGAAUAUUGGCUGUUGCUUCCCCAAACCUUUUGUCUUGAAUAGAGAUAGAGAUUUAGAGAUGCGGGGGUCUGCAUGUGAGACCUCAAAAAUCAUCUAUUAUCAACGUUAACUAAACAAACAGAAUCCAGCAUUGAGUCUUCUCUUUCUCUCUCUAACCCCACGCACCUCCGGGUUCCUCCCAUUGAAGUGAAUGUGAAGACGUGUGAGGGGGCCGGGAAACAUUAUUAGACACCAACGAAACGUUUCUUGAAGACCCAUCCAGCAAAAACCCAUGUUUUCUGGUCUGGGUGUUUCUCGAAACAACAACACGUCCCUUUCAAUUGUUAGCAUGCAUAUAUAUGCAUCGCAAUAAUGCGUAUAUAUGCAUUCACAUACAUUCUCAACAAUUGUAAUAUCAAAUGUGGGUUCUCGUCUUCCAUCUAAGAUUCUUGGGGCUGAUUUUCCCGGAUCUUAAAGAUGGCUCUUCUCCGCAAGUUUUUCUACCGGAAGCCGCCAGAGGGGCUCUUGGAGAUCGCCGAUAGGGUUUUUGUCUUCGAUUGCUGCUUUACCAGUGAUGUUCUCAAGGAUGAGGAAUACGACAACUACAUGGGAGUCAUUGUCCAUAAACUGUGCCAGCAUUUGCCUGAUUCCUCAUUCAUGGUUUUUAAUUUUAGGGAAGGGGAGAACCAGAGCCAAAUAGAGGCCAUACUGAAGGGCUACGAUAUGACUGUGAUCAACUAUCCACACCACUAUGAGAAUUGCCCCAUACUCACAAUGGAGACGAUCCAUCACUUUUUGAGGUCGAGUGAGAGUUGGCUAUCGCUUGGGCCUUCGAAUGUGCUUUUAUUGCAUUGUGAGCUUGGUGGGUGGCCAGUGUUGGCCUUCAUGCUCGCUGCCCUGUUGAUAUUCAGGAAGCAGUACAGCGGGGAGCAAAAAACGUUGGACAUUAUUUACAAGCAGGCGCCUCGGGAGCUUCUUCAGUUGAUGUUGCCCCUGAAUCCAUUGCCUUCGCAAUUGAGGUAUCUAAGGUAUGUGUCGAGGAGAAAUUUGGGCUCUGAAUGGCCUCCCCUCGAUAGGGCGCUUACGUUAGAUUACAUCAUCCUUCGAGACAUCCCUAAUGCAGAUGGGGAAGGAGGGUGUCGUCCUAUAUUUAGAAUAUAUGGGCAGGAUCCCUUUAUGGCUGCUGAUCGGACUCCUAAGGUGCUCUUCUCCACGCCCAAAAAGUCCAACGCUGUUCGACACUAUAAGCAGGCAGAUUGUCAGCUUGUUAAAAUCGAUAUCCAUUGUCACGUACAGGGCGAUGUUGUGAUCGAGUGUAUCACCCUGGACGAUGAACUAGAAGGGGAAGAGAUGGUUUUCCGUGUCAUGUUCAACACCGCAUUUAUUAGAUCAAACAUUUUGAUACUUAAUCGCGAUGAACUUGAUAUUCUCUGGGAUGUGAAGGACGAAUUUUCAAAGGACUUCAGAGCAGAGGUUCUUUUCUCGGAGAUGAAUUCUGCUUCUUCCAUGAUAACGCCUACUUUUCUUGAUAUUGACGACCAAGGAGGAGGAGGUCUUCCUAGUGAAGCGUUUGCUAAAGUUCGAGAAAUUUUUAGCAAUGUGGAUUGGCUAGACCCCAGAACCGAUGUAGCUCUAGAUAUCCUUGAAAUCAGAGCAGCAAACAUUAUUCAAGAAAGGUUGGAAAACAUAUCUCCCCGGCCUGCAAGAAAGGAUAAACUCAUCAAGAGCGCUUCAACUUUGACGAAUGAAGUCAUUGAGAAUUUUAUUUGCCAGUCACCAACAGACGAAGAUUUCGAGACGAGCUUUCUUGAGUUGGCUAGAAAACUAAAGAUUGGGAGCAGCACUUUUCAAGAUGCUAUAGAAGGGAUAAACUUACCGAGGAGUACUAGUAAAAAGAACAAUUCUGGAAAGUCUGGUGCACUACUAGCUGAGCUAUAUGAAGGAGUCACUGAUGAAUUGGAUAGUAGUAACAUUGGAGAUUCAUUCCCUUCACCCAAGAACACUCCAAUGCUGGCUUCAAAGUUAAUGGCAAACGAUGAUGAGACACCAAAGUCCUCACAAUUAGAAAAUGAUACUAAGCCCCAAGAUCGACAGAUUCCUCUUCAUGAGCCUCCUCAGUCGGAAGUCACAUCUCAUCCUCCACCUCCAGUCCUGCCUCCCUCGAGGUUCCAUGGUAGUGGUGGAUCAACAGUUGGCAUUACGGCCUUGCUAAAAGAAAGCACUUCCUCAGUGACAAUGUCCCCAAGGCAUGCCAUUUUAGCAUCUGUUCCAGGUUUAUUAAAGCCUUUGUCACCUAGAAAAUCGUUGCUUUCCCCCCAGUUGCCAUCCUCAAGUCAGUUUCCUUUGGGGACAGUACCCUCAUCACAAGCAGCUGUAUCUCUUAUUACCAGCAAAUUGGCAUCUUUAAUUCCACCUAGCGUGCCUCCUCCUCCUCCUCCUCCUCCUGAUGGCCAGGAUUCCAACAAAGUACCUGAAAGUUCUACUACUGAUCCUCCCUGUGCCCCUCCAUCAAGUUCAGGGAUAGACCCCGUUCCUGCAGCCUCUUCCAUCCCUCCACCGCCCCAACCUUGUCCACCUCCGCCACCUCCUCCCAUGUCAGGAUUAGAUUCAGGCCAUCCUCCACCUCCUCCUGCUCCUUGUCCUCCACCGCCACCUUCAGUUUCAAGUGCUAAUGCUAUGCCUUCAGCUCCACCGCCACCCCCUCCUCCCGGGGGUUCUACAAAUACUCCACCACCACCCCCUCCUCCCGGGGGUUCUACAAAUACUCCACCACCACCCCCUCCUCCUGGGGGUUCUACAAAUACUCCACCACCACCCCCUCCUCCCGGGGGUUCUACAAAUACUCCACCACCACCCCCUCCUCCUGGGGGUUCUACAAAUACUCCACCACCACCCCCUCCUCCCGGGGGUUCUACAAAUACUCCACCACCACCCCCUCCUCCUGGGGGUUCUACAAAUACUCCACCACCACCCCCUCCUCCCGGGGGUUCUACAAAUAAUAAUCCACCUGUUCCACCUCCGCCAAUUGGCGGAACUCCACCAGGUGGUGGUGGAAGUAUACCUCCACCUCCCAUGGGUGCAAAGGGAGGGAAAUUGCAGGCCCGGACAGGCGUUAAGAAUCAGGGUCAGAGCAAAAGGACGCCCUUGAAACCAUACCAUUGGUUGAAGAUAACAAGGGCUAUGCAAGGAAGCCUAUGGGCUGAAGCUCAGAGACCCGAGGAAGCUUCCAAAGCUCCUGAAUUUGACAUGUCUGAACUUGAGAGUCUCUUCUCUGCAGCUGUUCCAAAAGCAGCUGGAAAAUCAAGUCGUCGUGCUGCGGGACCAAAGUCUGAUAAAGUGCAACUGAUUGAUCUCCGAAGGGCAUAUAAUUGUGAGAUUAUGCUUACAAAGGUUAAGAUUCCUUUGCCAGAUUUAAUGAGUUCAGUGCUCGCUCUAGAUGAUUCAGCAUUGGACAUUGAUCAGGUUGAUAAUCUUAUAAAAUUUUGUCCAACAAAGGAGGAAAUGGAAGCUCUUAAGAAUUACAAGGGGGAGACAGAUAACCUUGGAAAAUGCGAACAGUUUUUCUUAGAGCUGAUGAAAGUUCCAAGGGUAGAAUCCAAGCUCAGAGUCUUUUCAUUUAAAAUUCAAUUUUGUUCUCAGGUUUCUGAUUUAAGAAAGAGUUUGAAUGUUGUGCACUCUACAGCUGAUGAGGUCAGAAACUCUAUCAACUUGAAAAGAGUCAUGCAGACCAUUCUUUCAUUGGGUAAUGCUAUGAAUCAUGGAACUGCAAGGGGUUCUGCUGUUGGAUUUCGAUUGGAUAGUCUUCUAAAACUAACUGACACACGUGCCCGUAACAACAAGAUGACUCUAAUGCACUAUCUUUGUAAGGUUCUGUCUGAAAAGCUACCAGAAGUAUUGGAUUUUCCUAAUGACCUUGAGAGUUUAGAGGCUGCAUCGAAGUUACAACUGAAAUUUUUGGCAGAGGAAAUGCAAGCCGUGAGCAAGGGGUUGGAGAAAAUUCAACAGGAACUGACUGCCUCAGAGAAUGAUGGUCCUGUGUCAGAGAGCUUUUGCACGACUUUAAAGGAUUUUCUUGGCUAUUGUGAAAGCGAAGUGAAAUCUCUGGCUACGUUGUAUUCGGGAGUGGGAAGAAAUGCUGAUGCUUUGGCUCUCUAUUUCGGAGAAGAUCCUGCACGCUGCCCAUUUGAACAAGUUGUGUCGACUCUGCUCAAUUUCGUGAGGAUGUUUAAAAAAGCUCAUGAAGAAAACUGCAAACAGCUUGAAUUUGAGAGAAAGAAAGCGGAAAAGGAAGCUGCAGAAAAUGACAAGGCCAAACUAAAUAAUGAUGCAGCUUCCAAAAACGAGUUGGGAGAUGGAAAAACGAAGAUGAGCAGUAGUUGCAUGGGCACCGAACAAUUAAUACAAACAGCGUAGCAUGCACAAUCCUGUCUGUCAUCUUCAUUCACCGUUUCAAUCUUAACUCUAUAUGUGCUCACUCGCUCUAAUAUAAUGGACAACGUAACGUUUUGCAUCAACUACAUUCUACUGCAAGCUAAGCUGUCCACAAGUUACAACGAUCAAUAUCAUGGGAUUUUUCAUUUCAUUGGCAAAGGCUACCUAUUGCUGCAAUGCACGGUGACUUGAAAGAGAGCGAGCCAGCCAUCCAGGCAUGCAACAGUAAAUAUAUCACUAGUGACAGAUUAUUGACAUACGAUCGAAGACCUUGUAGGUUUACAACUGAUAUAUAUGGAGUUGGGAAGGCAUGUAGGUCAGCCACGCUCCCUCAAGGAGGUAGAUUUUAGGGUUUCAUUGUAAAUAUUUCUCUAGUUGUAAUGGAAUAGUCUCCCUGUGUGUGUUAGCAUGUAUACAUAUUUAUAUAUUUCUAUUUCUGGUUUGUAAAGUUGAUAAGUUUUUAGAUGUGUAAAUAGUGUGUCAAAGAUGGUGUUUUGUUAUUGCACCACAUGAUCUCAAUUACAUUGAUGUAAGCCUAGGUGAAAACACUAAUUCUUUUUAUCAUUUUUUUAAUGUUAUUCUUUUAGGUGGCCUUCCCAAAA